GUGUAACUAAUGCGCGUCUGCAGCUCACUUCAAUAGGGUUUCUAGCUUCUACGGCAGUUCAUUUUUCUCUCGCCGGCUGCGAAGAAAAGCUACAGGGAAGGUUCACCAGCCGCGCGACGCCGCUUCUGCAGAGAUCAUAGCACAUCCUUAAUAGUGCAUUUAAUUUUCAUUCGAUUUUUGAAUCUGGUAAGUGAUUAAUUGUAUUGGUUUUCAGGAUUUCGUUUCGGCUGAUAUUUUCUUCAGGUGAAGCAUCAGCAAUUCUACCGUGUCUUUCCAGGCUCGGCGAUCUCAACUAAGAGUCCUUCAAAGUUCAAGGUUGCUAGAUGGAUUGGCAAGGGCAGAAGUUGGCAGAGCAGUUGAUGCAACUGAUGUUGGUGUCGUUUGCAGUAGUUGCAUUUGUCACAGGAUAUGUUUUGGGGUCAUUUCAGAUCAUGCUGCUAAUCUAUGCUGCUGGGGUUGUGCUAACUUCACUCAUAACCAUUCCCAAUUGGCCCUUCUUCAACCGGCACCCUCUCAACUGGUUGGAACCGCUCGAGGCUGACAGGCAUCCGAAGCCCGAGCCAGCUAGCUCUGUCCCCAAGAAGAAAUCGUCUCACAAAAAGGCAUAUUGAAUGAACAUGUGACAAGGGUGUGAACCUCACAAAGUAUAAGGUGACUUGUUUUCAUAUUGUGCCUUGAGGAUUGAUUAAACAUGGAAUUUAAUGGACUCAGAAGAAUGGUGUGAACCUCACCAGAUUUAAGACACAUUAUUUUCAUAGUGCCCCUUGAGGAUUGAUGAAA
Messenger RNA from Andrographis paniculata, 780 nucleotides. RefSeq names its product signal peptidase complex subunit 1-like. Gene Ontology annotation, biological process: protein targeting to ER. Bases 324 to 611 code for a protein of 95 amino acids. Gene Ontology annotation, cellular component: endoplasmic reticulum membrane; signal peptidase complex. The record is from RefSeq and is a predicted model, not a curated record. Lineage: Eukaryota; Viridiplantae; Streptophyta; Magnoliopsida; Lamiales; Acanthaceae. The transcript has 3 exons.